UAUUGGCGGGGGUCGGGGGGGAAGCUGGUGAGGUUUGGUUUCCCUGCCUUGGAGAGGAGAGGAAGUUGGUCCCCUCUUUCUCGUGGGGUUCCCUCCUUUUUCGGGCUAAAAUGGGGCGCCAUCCCUUCCGGGAGGAAAAAAACGAGGUUUCCUUGUGCUUUGGCAAGGGGUGAAAGGCAGCGCCCCCCUCCCCUUUAUUAAGUGCGAAAUGGGCUCGCCCCAUGCCCUUCUCUGGAGGGUGAUAAAGGGGCCAGCCCGGCGCGUUUCAGCGAGAGGUUGGGGCCCCAUUUACCCUGCGUCAGCAGAAGGUUGGGGUGCAGGGUUCGCCCACUUUUUUGGUGGGGCAGGGGAAGAGGUGGCUAGAGAGUGGAUUUGGAAAUCGUAGAAGGGUUUCAGCCGGCAGGAAAGUGAGUCUUGGAGGGAGUGGGGGUGGGGAGGGGAAGAGAAGGCGCUGGACAGAUGGCUGCCCCGUCGCAGCCCGGGGCUGGGGAGUCGCAGAGGACCCUCCCUUAGACAGGGGUCUUAGCUAGGGCUUCCCAUGCCAGGCACCAUGGCCCCUUCUCCCCACUCCCACCUCCCCUUUUCCCUUUCUCCUUCACAGACCAUACUUUGCCUUUUAAAAGAAAUGCCACCCACAUUCAGAGACACAAGUGCAGCAGUUUGGGAAGAUGGUGAGUUGGAAGAAGGCGAACUGGAGGAUGACGGGGCCGAGGAGACCCAGGACGCCUCCGGAGGCCCCGAGAGGAGCCGGAAGGAGAAGGGGGAGAAGCACCACAGCGACUCAGAUGAGGAGAAGUCUCACCGGAGGCUGAAGCGGAAACGCAAGAAAGAGCGGGAGAAGGAGAAGAGGAGAUCCAAGAAGAGGCGGAAAUCCAAGCACAAACGCCACGCUUCUUCCAGCGAUGACUUCUCUGACUUCUCAGAUGACUCGGAUUUCAGCCCCAGCGAGAAGGGGCACCGCAAGUACAGAGAGUACAGCCCCCCCUAUGCGCCGUCCCACCAGCAGUAUCCCCCGUCGCACACCACACCCCUGCCCAAGAAGGCCUACUCCAAGAUGGACAGCAAGGGCUACGGCAUGUACGAAGACUAUGAGAACGAGCAGUACGGGGAGUACGAGGGUGAUGAGGAGGAGGACAUGGGCAAGGACGACUACGACGACUUCACCAAAGAGCUGAACCAGUACCGGCGGGCCAAGGAGGGCAGCAGCCGGGGCCGAGGCAACCGAGGCCGUGGCAGGGGCUACCGAGGCCGUGGAAGCCGCGGAGGGUCUCGAGGCCGAGGCAUGGGCAGGGGCAGCCGAGGCAGAGGCAGAGGCUCCGUGGGAGGAGACCACCCGGAGGACGAAGAGGACUUCUAUGAAGAGGACAUGGAAUAUGGAGAAAGUGAGGAGCCGAUGGGAGAUGAGGACUAUGACGACUAUUCCAAGGAGCUGAACCAGUACCGCCGGUCCAAGGAUGGCCGAGGACGAGGGCUAAGUCGAGGCCGUGGCCGGGGUUCCCGAGGUCGAGGGAAAGGGAUGGGCCGGGGCCGUGGUCGAGGUGGCAGCCGAGGAGGGAUGAACAAGGGUGGAAUGAAUGAUGACGAAGACUUCUACGACGAGGACAUGGGCGACGGUGGUGGAAGCUACCGGAGGGGUGACCAUGACAAGCCCCACCAGCAGUCCGAUAAGAAAGGCAAAGUCAUCUGCAAAUACUUCGUGGAAGGGCGGUGCACAUGGGGAGACCACUGUAAUUUUAGCCACGACAUCGAGCUACCAAAGAAGCGAGAACUGUGCAAGUUUUACAUCACCGGAUUUUGUGCCAGAGCCGAGAACUGCCCCUAUAUGCAUGGUGAUUUUCCGUGUAAGUUGUACCACACGACCGGAAACUGCAUCAACGGCGAUGACUGCAUGUUCUCUCACGACCCCUUGACCGAGGAGACCAGAGAGCUCUUGGACAAGAUGUUGGCUGAUGACGCAGAGGCAGGCGCUGAGGAUGAGAAGGAAGUUGAGGAGCUGAAGAAGCAGGGCAUCAACCCCCUGCCCAAACCUCCCCCUGGCGUGGGCCUCCUGCCCACCCCGCCCCGCCCACCUGGCCCUCCGGCCCCGACCUCUCCGAAUGGCCGGCCCAUGCAGGGUGGCCCCCCACCCCCGCCCCCGCCCCCGCCCCCGCCCCCCGGCCCCCCUCAGCUGCCCAUGCCCGUGCAUGAGCCGCUGUCCCCACAGCAGCUGCAGCAGCAGCAGGACAUGUACAACAAGAAGAUCCCCUCCUUGUUUGAGAUCGUGGUGCGGCCCACAGGACAGCUGGCUGAGAAACUGGGUGUGAGGUUCCCUGGACCCGGAGGACCCCCAGGACCGAUGGGCCCCGGGCCCAACAUGGGACCCCCGGGGCCGAUGGGGGCCCCGAUGCAUCCUGACAUGCAUCCCGACAUGCACCCGGACAUGCACCCUGACAUGCAUCCGGACAUGCACCCUGACAUGCCAAUGGGCCCUGGCAUGAAUCCUGGCCCGCCCAUGGGACCUGGCGGCCCUCCAAUGAUGCCCUAUGGUCCUGGAGACUCCCCACAUUCUGGAAUGAUGCCCCCCAUCCCACCAGCCCAGAACUUCUAUGAAAACUUUUACCAGCAGCAAGAGGGCAUGGAGAUGGAGCCAGGACUCAUUGGGGACGCAGAGGACUACGGGCACUACGAAGAGCUGCCGGGGGAGCCUGGGGAGCACCUCUUCCCCGAGCACCCUCUGGAGCCUGACAGCUUCCCUGAGGGAGGGCCCCCAGGCCGGCCGAAGCCGGGCGCCGGUGUCCCCGACUUCCUGCCCUCGGCCCAGAGGGCCCUGUACCUGAGGAUCCAGCAGAAGCAGCAGGAGGAGGAGGAGAGAGCGAGGAGGCUGGCUGAGCGCAGCAAGCAGGACCGGGAGAGUGAGGAAGGUGACACUGGAAACUGGUACUCAAGUGAUGAGGAUGAGGGUGGGAACAGCGUCACCUCCAUCCUGAAGACCCUGAGGCAGCAGACGUCUAGCCGACCCCAGGCUUCUGUCGGGGAGCUGAGCAGCACUGGGCUGGGGGACCCCCGCCUCCAGAAGGGACACCCCACGGGAGGGCGGCUGGCUGACCCCCGCCUCAGCCGGGACCCCAGACUUAGCCGCCACGUCGAGGCUUCCAGCAGUUCAGGCCCAGGUGACACAGGACCCUCUGACCCUCGACUGGCUCGCUCCCUGUCUACCCCCAAGCCCGAAGGCGGCCUUCAUUCCAGCCCCGCAGGCCCCAGUGGCUCCAAGGGGUCUGGGCCACCCCCUGCAGAAGAGGAGGAAGGGGAACGGGCCCUUCGGGAGAAGGCUGUGAACAUUCCCCUGGACCCCCUCCCUGGGCACCCACUGCGGGACCCGCGCUCGCAGCUGCAGCAGUUCAGCCACAUCAAGAAGGAUGUGACCCUGAGCAAGCCGAGCUUUGCCCGCACUGUGCUCUGGAACCCUGAGGACCUGAUCCCCCUGCCCAUCCCCAAGCAGGAUGCAGUGCCCCCCGUCCCUGCGGCCCUGCAGUCCCUGCCUGCCCUGGAUCCCAGGCUGCACCGCACCACCACCUCGGGCCCCCCCAACCCCCGGCAGCGCCCAGGCACCUCUACAGAUCCCAGCACAUCUGGCUCUAGCCUGCCUGACUUUGAGCUCCUCUCUCGCAUCCUCAAGACUGUCAAUGCCACUGGCCCCUCGGCGGCCCCUGGCCCCGGUGACAAGCCCAGUGACCCUCGAGUGCGGAAGACACCCACCGACCCCCGGCUGCAGAAACCAGCAGACUCUGCUGCCUCCUCCCGGGCAGCCAAGCCUGGCCCCACCGAAGCGCCCUCUCCAGCUGCCAGCCCCAGCGGGGAGUCCUCCCCGCCAGCCACCGCCCCCUAUGACCCCCGCGUGCUGGCAGCCGGCGGCCUGGGCCAGGGCAGCGGGAGCGGGCAGAGCAGCGUGCUGAGCGGCAUCAGCCUCUACGACCCCAGGACUCCCAACACGGGUGGCAAAGCUGCAGAGCCGGCCGCUGAUGCAGGCACCCAGCCCAAGGGCCCUGAGGGCAACGGCAAGACCUCCGCCACCAAGGCCAAGGAGCCCCCAUUUGUCCGCAAGUCCGCCCUGGAACAGCCUGAAUCGGGGAAGUCUGGGGCAGAUGGGGCCGCAGUCACGGCCACAGACAGGUACAACAGUUAUAACCGGCCCCGGCCCAAGGCCGCUGCGGCCCCCGCCGCCGCCACGGGCGCCCCGCCAGCAGAGGGCGUCCCGCCCCAGCCCGGCGUGCACAACCUCCCGGUGCCCACCCUCUUCGGGACCGUGAAACAGGCACCCAAGACGGGCUCCGGAAGCCCAUUUGCUGGCAACAGCCCGGCCCAAGAGGGUGAGCAGGACGCUGGGUCCCUGAAAGAUGUUUUUAAAGGCUUUGACCCCACUGCCUCCCCCUUUUGCCAGUAGUGUUAAGCCGGAGUCGAGCGCUCCCUGCACCCCACCCUUCCCAGGGCAAUAUUUAAGGGCAGCAACCAGAGUUGGGGACUUGGGGGGAGGGGGGAGGGGGUCUGGGUGUUCUUUCUUUUCUUUUUUCCUAUUCUUUUUUCUUUUCUUUCCCCCCCCCUUCUUUUUUUUUUAAAGUAGUACUUUCUUUGGAACAUAUAAAUUGUAUAUAACUAUCUUUAACUUCUGGUCAGUGCUGCGGGGCUCCUAGGCUCCCGCCAAGAAAACCUACAUGUGCAUGUGUACAUUUGCGAGUCCCCUGGGCCUCAGCCCCAGCUGGCACUCCGCCUGGCCUGGCCAGGCCUGAUUUUCAGGGACUUCUUAAAGGCUGGGGCCCCAGUUUGGUGGCUGGGGGUCUGGUGGGUUUUCUGGGCAGAGCUUGGCCCCUCCCCCUAUCCUACCCCCCCCCCACCCCCAGGACAAAGGGAACAGCAGGCGUCGAGAAGGCACUGAGCACUGCUCACCCUGUGGUGCAUGAGCAAGAAGAGACGGAGCCGAGAUGGUGGGAAGGACCCGCAUGGAAGCAGGUCUAGGCAUUUCUGCGUCUCCUCUGCAGUGUGCAGGCCAUGAUGACCCGCUUCAGGGGCCAGCGGAAGUGAGAAAGUGUCAAGACAGAAGGAAAAGAGAAAGAGCCUUCGGAAGCUGCCUGGGCCGGGAGAAACAAAGUCCUUUUCUACUGCUCUCUCAUCUGGAUUCACACACCGGCCUCCCUGCCAUCCUCCGUCCAGAGUUCAUCCCAGAGCAAACCGGCGCCCUCCAGCCUGCGACAGGAGACUCCGGGUGAGAAAUGGACCUGGAGUCGGCAAGGCUGGUGUGGCCAGGAGCUGCCUGCGAGAGGCAGAGCACGCGCUUUCCAUCAGCUUAGCCCGUCCCGUCCUGUCGUGUCCCAGCCGUGCCUUUCCCCCUCGUGCUGGGCUCUGUCCUGGGCUCAGAAGGCAAAGUGCCCAGUGAGCCGGCCCCGGCCCUCUGGGGACAGCUCAAGGAUCCAUGGCACGGCCACGCCAUCAGGCUCCUGACAGAGGGAUCCCUGGGUGGUUCUCGGCAAAGUGUUUUUGCUUUCUCCGCUUUCUUCACAUCUCCUUGCACCAUAUUUUUAGGGCCCGUGGUUUUGGUGUGUUUGGUUUUCUUCCAAGCUGACAGGUGCAUGGGUUCGAGGCGUGUACAGAGUUGGAUUUGUGGAUACUUCCGGGAGGGGGCCUGAGGACACGGUGGGAGACUAGCCAGGGCAGGGUGUGGGCUACUGGGCCCUCUCCAGGAGAGGGACUGGGACCCCCACUGUGGGCAGGGGCCAUGGGACCCAAAGCCUGUAUCCUGCUCUCCUCAUCCGGCUGAGCCGGGAAGGGAGCAUAGAUGCCUGCCCGGGCUCCGCCCGACCUCCCCCAAGACCCUGGCUGAGGUCCCAUCCUGUCCACAGAGCCCCAGAGAAGGCCUACCCCGUGGACGUGGCCUGAGGGGAACCGGCGAGGCUUGUGCGGCCGGGGCUCCCUCCCGCCUGUGUGCCGCUACUGGCCGGCCGUCUCCUGCCUUUUUCCUCCUCAUCCCACCGUCUCAACCACCUCGCUUAAGGGCCCUGACUCUUUCUUACUAAUAAUGAGGAAACAUGGUGUCCCAGCCAAAGGGUUCCCCCUCCCACCUCCUCGGGGUAGGAGGUUAAAGAGGGUUCAAUACCAAACGCCCUGCCCCAGAAGAGAAAUAGUCUUUGAGUUUGGGGCCGGAAGCAAGGGCGGGAGAGGCAGUGCGCCAUGAUCAGGUUGGUUUGGUUUGUCUUUGUGUCUUUUUGUUUUGUUUUAAACAAUCAUCAGUGAGAUUUUUCUUCAGCCACCAGUGUUGGCCUUGAAGCAGAGGGCUGCAGCCCGUAGUGUUUGUAAAAUAAGAAAGAAUACACAGUGUGGCUGUGGUUGGGUUUUUUUUUUCCCUCCUUUGAGAAUUUUUUUUAUAAAAGCAAAAUUAAAUACUUUUUUAAAACUGAAAUCUGUGGAUGAAAUAGAAGCUGGAACCCACCUCUUGGAAUAUUCAGCCUAAGAACCUCAUGGGACUAUGAAUUCACCUGAAAUUUUCAUUUGCCAUCAGGCUGAGCUUUUAAAGAAAAAUUGUUCUCUAACCAGGAUUGUAACAAAAGUGUAAAUACUAUUUCAGAGUUGAAAGUUGAUGGUGCAAAUAUGUAUAUAACGUACUGUAUUUUUACAAUGAUCGUCGCAUGACUCUAUUCCACCCCUUUUUGUACUCCAUAUCUGUCUUCCAGAAACGUCACCUGCCCUUUCUCCUGUGGUCUCUUAAUCCAAUAAUUGUAUUACUGCCAUUAAAGGAUGCAGUUAUUUUAAAAA
Messenger RNA from Orcinus orca (killer whale), 6780 nucleotides. RefSeq names its product zinc finger CCCH-type containing 4 (gene ZC3H4). Gene Ontology annotation, cellular component: nucleus. Gene Ontology annotation, molecular function: metal ion binding; RNA binding. Lineage: Eukaryota; Metazoa; Chordata; Mammalia; Artiodactyla; Delphinidae. Gene Ontology annotation, biological process: negative regulation of DNA-templated transcription. The record is from RefSeq and is a predicted model, not a curated record. The coding region runs from base 539 to 4420 and encodes 1293 amino acids. The transcript is spliced from 14 exons.